Molecule: messenger RNA, 1204 nt
Organism: Oncorhynchus gorbuscha (pink salmon)
Lineage: Eukaryota; Metazoa; Chordata; Actinopteri; Salmoniformes; Salmonidae
Exons: 7
Coding region: 41-1204 (387 amino acids)
Source: RefSeq, a predicted model, not a curated record
CCCGUUUCGUACCUCUUCCGGUAGCACCUUACUGCUGGGUAUGAAGAGGUUGUCUGUGCUGCUGGUGGACUGCAGGAAAACAACGGGGCUGAGUGGAACUGUGAGAGGAGGAGAAGAGAAGAAAGGAUCAGAUUUGACUCAUCAAAAAAUUGACCAGGAGAGUGACACAGAAGGAAUGGAUGAGGACUCUGUGAGUGACCAGAGUUUUGAUUCCAGCGCGGAAGAAAUGUUUUUGGAAGGAAAAGAUCCACUUUUAGAUCAUCCCUCCGAUUCUGAUUGGGAGCCCCCACUGCCAAGGUGCCCAUCCCCGACAGGAGCUGGAUCAUCUAGCCGGACCCCUGCUGUCUCCGGCUCCACACCUACCCCCGCCCUGCCAGGUGGGAAGUCUGUGACAAAGAAGUGGAGGUGGGGAAGAGCAAUCAGAGAGGAGGAGGGUCGUUGGCACUCUGUGCUGGAGGAGGAUGUGUUGCCUACACCUCCAGUAUUCAGACCGAAGAGGCCAUCAGGACCUCAGCUGGACAUGACCUCUAAGUACAGCCCCAUGCAACUUUUUCAUCUGUUUUUCACCUCGGCAGUUGUUGAUUCCUUGGUGUCGAACACAAAUAAGUAUGGAGCUAAGAAGCAGGCAGGCAAGAAGGAGGGAUGGAAGCCCAUUUCCAGUGACCCGAAAGUUGAUGAGGACAAUGAGAAGAUGAGAGGCACAGCAAGGUUUGAUAGGCUGUGCAAAAUAAAACCUCUCUACACCAGCAUCGUUGAGGCUUGCAAAACCUAUUUUCAGCCUGCCCAGAACAUUUCCAUCGAUGAGAGGACGGUAGCUUCAAAGGCCAGAAUUGGCCAAAAACACUACAUGCACCUAAGGAAGCGGGAUGUGUGGGCCUGUGGCACCAUUCGGACCAACAGAGUGGGCUUCCCGAAAACAAAGGUGAAUGACAUGCCUAAGCGGGCUGAGCGGGGGACCAUGCGAUGGGUCCGUGAAGAUGGCCUGCUGUUUGUGAAGUGGAUGGACACCAGAGAGGUGGCGAUGUGCUCCACUAUCCACAAGUCCUUCAGUGGCGAUCACGUCAUCAGGCGUGUGAAGGACGCUACUGGGGCAUGGACCACCAAAAAUGUCCCCAUUCCUGCAGCCAUCAAGGACUACAACCAGAGCAUGGGAGGCUUCCAAAAUGGGCAAAAGCGUUGCGCCCUGGGAGGAGUGGGCCCCUAA